AUGGAUUUGGUUUCUGAAUCAACAAACCGAAGCUACGAGGUGGCAGCAUCCCCAAUAGGCACGAACACGAAUAAUAAUCAUACUAUAGGAAACAGUAGUGGAAGCACGCCGAGCAGGUACGAGAACCAAAAGCGACGAGACUGGAACACCUUCUGCCAGUACCUUAGGAACCACCGGCCACCGAUGUCGGUGGCGUUAUGCAGCGGAGCGCACGUGCUGGAAUUUCUUCACUACCUUGACCAAUUCGGGAAGACGAAAGUGCAUAACCCCACGUGUCCCUUUUUCGGGCUACCCAACCCUCCUGCCCCUUGCCCCUGCCCGCUCCGGCAAGCUUGGGGCAGCCUCGACGCCCUCAUUGGACGCCUUCGUGCCGCUUAUGAUGAGAACGGUGGAAGACCGGAAACGAAUCCAUUCGGUACCCGUGCUGUUAGGAUUUACUUGCGUGAUGUUCGUGACUUUCAGGCUAAGGCCAGAGGAGUUAGCUAUGAGAAGAAGAGGAAGAGGCCCAAGCCCAACAUCGCCAAUGCUACUGUUCCCAAUAGUUUUACUGCUACUCCUACUUGA
Messenger RNA from Abrus precatorius (Indian licorice), 564 nucleotides. RefSeq names its product protein LIGHT-DEPENDENT SHORT HYPOCOTYLS 4-like. Lineage: Eukaryota; Viridiplantae; Streptophyta; Magnoliopsida; Fabales; Fabaceae. The transcript has a single exon. The record is from RefSeq and is a predicted model, not a curated record. Bases 1 to 564 code for a protein of 187 amino acids. Gene Ontology annotation, biological process: mRNA transcription; response to light stimulus. Gene Ontology annotation, cellular component: nucleus.